CAUUCAUGCACAACGGAUCCAGUUUGUUUGUGAAAGACUGAAAAAUUUCACAAGUUUCUGUGAACAAUACAGCCCAAGUGAUCAAUAAUGGAGUCAGGAGGUGCCAAGGCUGGAAAGGGAGGAAGAAAGGGCGGAGCAAAGAAGAAGAGCGUCUCCAAAUCAGUGAAGGCAGGCCUCCAAUUUCCUGUAGGCAGAGUGUCCAGAUAUCUCAAAAAGGGCAGAUAUGCUAAAAGAGUUGGAUCUGGUGCCCCCAUUUACAUCGCGGCUGUAAUGGAGUAUUUGGCGGCAGAGGUGCUGGAGCUCGCUGGUAAUGCUGCGAGGGACAACAAGAAGAACAGAAUCAUUCCCAGGCAUAUCCUUCUUGCUGUCAGGAAUGACGAGGAAUUGGGGAAAUUGCUCGGCGGAGUCACCAUUGCUCAUGGCGGUGUUUUGCCCAACAUACACCAGGUGCUUUUGCCCAAGAAGACUACAGCUUCUUCAGACAAGGAGCCCAAGUCUCCCAAGAAGGCAAAGGCUUAGAUCUGUGCAGGAGGGUUGUUUUUUUAUUAAUUGGUGCUUGUUUCAAACGGUGUUUUAUAACACCACAUUUGUUUUGGUUAUUGCUAUCCCUCUUCAAUUGAGCGUUCUUGAAUUUCUCUGCUGAGAAGGGCAAUCCUGGAUAUGCCAGUAUGUAUACUGAAUCCGGGUUAGUGAGAAGCUUAAGCAUGGGCUGUGACAUAUUUUGUUGUUGGCUGUUUGUUUCUUUACUGGCAAGUCAGAUCGGAUUUUGUAAUUAACCUUUUAGUUUACUGGAUCGGACUAAUGUUCUUGUGGUAAAGCCUUUCAAUGAUUCUGUUACUGUAGGAGACUAAGCUGUCAGGAAACUUAUUCCUUCGUGCAAUCAGGAAGUUUAAUUAUUGAAGUUGUGGAGAAGCUCACGGUCGAUAAAACAUGAUUUAGUUGCAGAAAUGUCUGAAAAGAGUGCAGAUCAUCUUCUUAUCUGCCUGUAUCCCUAUAAAGUAUUUUGUUGCUUUUAGCUGUAAUUGGAUAGUUCUUAAUUGGAGCUAUGAAUGUUGAAAUGGAAAUUAUUAAUCUUAAAAA
Cryptomeria japonica (Japanese cedar) is the source of this 1080-nucleotide messenger RNA. RefSeq names its product histone H2A. Lineage: Eukaryota; Viridiplantae; Streptophyta; Pinopsida; Cupressales; Cupressaceae. The coding region runs from base 88 to 519 and encodes 143 amino acids. Gene Ontology annotation, cellular component: nucleosome. The record is from RefSeq and is a predicted model, not a curated record. The transcript has a single exon. Gene Ontology annotation, molecular function: DNA binding; protein heterodimerization activity; structural constituent of chromatin.